This is a messenger RNA of Uranotaenia lowii, 5936 nucleotides long. RefSeq lists its product as uncharacterized. The record is from RefSeq and is a predicted model, not a curated record. NCBI's taxonomy places the organism in Eukaryota, Metazoa, Arthropoda, Insecta, Diptera, Culicidae. The annotation marks the transcript as partial. Gene Ontology annotation, molecular function: nucleic acid binding; zinc ion binding. The transcript has 3 exons. Gene Ontology annotation, biological process: DNA integration.
AUGUCGACCGAUGAUUUGCGACUGCUUGGCAAGCAGGAGCGUGUGAUACGAUGUGCGGUGAUAAAUAUAAAAGAUUUUGUGGAAUCAUGUGAUGUGGAAUUAAAUGUUCGUUCUUUAGAAAUGAGUCUACAGCAGCUAGAUGAGUUGAGGCCAAAGUUCAUUGACCUUAGAAUGCGAACCGAAGUACUUUUGGAUGCAGCUGCGGAUGAUUUUGAAGAGCUCUCCCAAUCAAGUCGUGACGAGGAGUAUACUCGGGUUAUAAUGGAGUUCGAAAAAACUGUGCUUGCAUUAAAAAAUCAAAUUUUUUCGAAAAUUCAAUCCCUAGGUGCAGUUGCUUCAAAGAUUGAGCCAGCUAAUAUUUCCCAUCAUUCAAAAGUGAAACUCCCAGAGCUCAAACUGCCUACAUUUAGCGGACGAAUAGCAGAAUGGAUCACCUUCAGGGACACCUACAAGAAUCUUAUCCACAACGACGUGGGUUUAUCAGAUAUUGAUAAAUUCACGUAUCUUCGGACGAGUCUUACCGGAGAUGCGUUGCAAGAAAUAGCAUCGAUUGAGAUUUCGUCUGCAAACUAUGCGAUAGCCUGGGCAGCCUUGGAAAGUGUGUUCGAGAAUAAGAAGCUUCUGGUUAUGACACAUUUAGAUUCUCUUUUUGCUUUGGAACCACUUCGUCAUGAGAAUUUCGACUCCCUCAACAAGCUGGUAAACGGUUUCGAACAAAGCCUCCAAAUGCUUAAGAAAAUUGGAGAAGAAGUUGAAGGAUGGAGCACUUUGCUUCAAUAUAUGCUGUACAAACGACUACAUCCUAGCACCACUCGUCUAUGGGAAUCGCAUUUUAACUCAAAAGAGGUUCCGAAAUAUUCUGAAAUGAUCGCUUUUCUUAAGAGUCACUGCAUCGUUCUUCAAUCUGUUGCUCCAGUUCGAUCGACUCAGCCUGAAACAAGGAAAUUUCGCACAUCAUCCAGCUACACAGGACUUCAACCAACCACCAACUGUCCAUUCUGCAAGGAAUCAGCCCAUUCUGCAUUCAAGUGUUCCAGAUUUUCGAAGAUGUCCAUCGGCGAACGAGUGGAAGCUGUUAAACGUAAUUCGCUGUGCUUUAACUGCCUCUCACCUCAACACAUAGCUCGUUCUUGCACUCGAGGGAAGUGCCAACAUUGUGGACAACACCACCACUCGUUGUUACAUGCAAACUCAUCGACCACCGCGAAUCAAUAUUCGAAGUCAACAACUAAAGUUUUCACCAAAUUCAACCAACCUCAAAACCUUAAGUCGCAAACCCAACCAAACCAAUCGAAUCAAACACAGACUGGCUCCUCAACAAAUCAGCCCACACAAAUUCGCCCAAUUCCCACACCUCCUCAAAAUGCAAGUUCCAUUCAAUCACUAAAUCCCGCCACAGACAUUCCCAGUACAAGCUAUCCCACAUUUUCUACGAAACAUUGCACCCCACACAAUGUACUUUUAUCCACGGCUGUUGUACGCGUUGCUGACCAAUUCGGAAAAAUCACGCUAGCUAGAGCGCUUCUGGAUUCCGGCUCUCAACGCUGCUACAUGUCGGAAAAACUUUCUCAAAUGCUGCAAUUUAGAAGAAGCCGUGAAAAUUUAUCUAUUUCCGGCAUUGGUGGUUCACGGUCCUCCUCAACUCAAGUUGUAUUUGCUGAAAUCAGUUCACGCAUGUCAGAUUUCUCCAGGUUGUUAAAAUUUCACGUUUUGCCUCAAGUCGCUGUCAACCUUCCCGCAAAAACCAUUGAUAUUUGCAAGUGGAAUUUGCCUGUUGAGAUUCAGUUAGCUGAUCCCACCUUCAAUGAGUCGCAAGCAAUUGAUAUGAUCAUCGGUGCCGAGAUAUUUUUUGAUUUGCUGGUUCGAGAUGAUCAGAUGAAGCUAGGAGAGCAUGGUCCAACCCUUCAAAACACAUAUCUUGGUUGGAUAAUCGCUGGUGGUAUUCCAGAAGAAGCAGUUUGUCUGCUGAACGUUCCUUCAGAUGCCAUAAAUAGAAUUGAAGUCGAACUUGCACGUUUUUUCGAAUUGGAAUCAUGUCGCACCAAUAGCACACUUUCGUUAGAAGAGUCAGCAUGUGAGACGCAUUUUGUUAAAACGACAACGCGUGGAAAGAACGGAAGAUUCGUCGUUCAACUCCCCAAAAAACCGUUCAUGAUCAAUCGACUAGGAGAGUCCAAGGCAAGGGCACUGAGAAGAUUCGGAGCACUAGAGCGACGACUUAGUUCUGAUCCAGUCCUGAAGCAACUCUACACGGAUUUCAUCGAUGAAUAUUUGCGACUGAAUCACAUGCGGAAACUGUCUCCAGUCGAAGAAGAUGACGCGUCAACUGUUGCGUACUAUUUACCACACCAACCUGUAUUAAAGCCUGAUAGCACGACGACUAAGCUUCGCGUAGUUUUCGACGCCUCGGCAGCGACAAGUAGCGGUGUUUCUCUGAACGAGACUUUGAUGGUUGGUCCGACUGUCCAGGAAGACCUUUUCUCGAUUAUGCUGCGUUUUCGUCUUCGGAAAUAUGCCAUAACAGGUGACAUCGAGAAAAUGUAUCGCAUGAUCGACGUCGACCCUAUCGAUCAUAAUCUUCAGCGCAUUUUUUGGAGAAGUAGCAUAACUGAACCCAUUCGAACUUUCGUCCUAACCACGGUUACGUAUGGUACGUCGCCGGCACCUUAUUUGGCCACUCGCUGUCUUAAAAUGCUUGCCGAUGAAAACGAAUCCACGUAUCCUCAUGCAUCUGACGCCAUUCAUCACAAUUUUUACGUCGACGAUGCAUUGCUCAGCGUCGACAGUCUUGAGACAGGAAACAAGACCAUAGGUGAACUUAUAGCUCUUUUGGGAUCUGCCGGAAUGAAUCUGCGUAAGAUCAGCUCCAAUUGUGUGGAAAUCCUCGAUUCCGUUCCACCCUACCUUCGAGAUGAACGCCUUUCGCAGCAGUUCCAGGGUUCAGGUAGCGUCAAAACUUUAGGCCUCACUUGGCAGCCUCGCCCAGACAUCUUUCGCUUCGUCGUUCCUCAAUGGAAUAAUUCUUCUGAGAUGAACAAGAGAACCAUUUUGUCUGACUUCGCAAAACUCUUCGAUCCUCUUGGCCUGGUUGGCCCCGUAAUCGUCCAGGCUAAGAUAUUUCUCCAGGAUCUUUGGAAAUCAAAGCUUUCCUGGGAAGAAAUCCUCCCCGAAGAGUCAACAAAUUGGUGGCUGACUUAUCGACGCAACUUAGAGGAAUUAGCACAUCUUGAAGUGCCGCGAUGGGUAGCUUUUGGCAGAGAUACGAUAUCCGUGGAGUUGCAUUCUUUUUGUGACGCAUCAGAAAAAGCGUACGGCGCUUGCAUCUAUUUGAGGUGCACAUCUUUCAGUGGAGAAGUUACUGUUUCGUUGUUGACGGCUAAAUCUCGUGUUGCUCCGCUGGAUGACCUUAAAAGGAAGCGCAAAAAGACCACCAUACCCAGGCUAGAAUUGUCCUCGGCCCUGACGUGUGCCCAUUUGUUCGAGAAGGUUAACCAAAGCAUCAAAAUAACCAGCCAACAUUUCUUUUGGACUGACUCGAUGAUUGUUAAAUGUUGGCUAUCAUCUCCACCAUCCCGAUGGGACACCUUUGUGGCCAACAGGGUCUCAGAAAUCCAGCACACCACACGGUCUGGCAUUUGGAACCACGUCGCUGGCUGCGAGAACCCCGCAGAUGUUUUAUCCCGAGGAGCUACCCCUGAACAGCUUUCGUCGAACCAAGGCUGGUGGCAAGGCCCGCCAUGGUUGCAAUUAGAUCGGAGUAGCUGGCCAAAAUCUACUCAGUUUGCACCCGAAGAUUUCGACACCACAUUGCUGGAAGAACGAACAGUUUCGACACCCGCUCAAAUCGUCGAGCCAAACCCAAUAUUUGCUUUGCGUGAAUCUUUAUCAGACUUGAUCAGGAUAACAGCGCUCAUGCUACGAUACGUGCACAACUUAAGAAACCGUGAAAAUCAUCGUACAGGUUUCCUGAGCUUUCAAGAACGAGAAGAGGCCCUUUUGAAAUUGGUUAGUCUGGCUCAACAAGAAAGUUAUCCUGAAGAAAUUGAAGAGCUGAAGAAAAGCGGAUCCGUCAAAUCUUCGUCGAAAAUUAAGAAUCUUACCCCUCGAUUAAGCAACGGACUUCUUGUCGUCGGUGGCCGGCUCAGAAAUGCUGAACUUUCUGUCGGUCGCAAACAUCCCUUAAUUCUAAGUAAUCAUCAUCCGUUGACGGAAACCAUCGUCGCCUUCUAUCACCUCAAAUAUCUCCACGCUGGGCAAGAGUUAGUGAUAUCAAGCCUCCGAGAAAGAUUCUGGCCUGUCCAGGUGAGAAAUUUAGUUCGUCGAGUUAUCCACAGAUGCGUCAAAUGCUACAGAGUGAAGCCGAAAGUUCAUGAGCAGCUGAUGGGAGAUUUGCCCCCUGAACGUGUCGUCGAGGCCCCUGUGUUCCAGCGUGUUGGCGUGGACUAUUGUGGCCCAUUCAGCAUUCAAUACCCACAACGGAAAGCUCGCCCUGUAAAAUGCUUCCUUGCUGUGUUCGUUUGCCUCGUUGUGAAAGCAGUUCACUUAGAGAUUGUUGGUGAUCUCACGUCGAACGCCUUUAUCGCUGCUUUAAGAAGGUUCGUCGGUCGUCGUGGUAGGCCUGAGAUCAUCAUGUGCGAUAACGCCACAAAUUUCCGAGGUGCCCGACGCGAGUUAGAUGAGUUGCGCGUUCUUUUCAACACCCAAGAGUUUGCUCAGAAUGUCGCUAAAGAAGCUGCAGCAGAUAACAUAAACUUCAAGUUCAUUCCUCGUAGAACUCCCAACUUUGGUGGCCUGUGGGAGUCCGCCGUCAAGUCGGUCAAGGCACAUCUGAAGCGUACAAUUGGCAUAACAAUUUUGAAGUUCGACGAAUUCUUCACGCUAGUUGUACAAAUCGAGGCUUGUCUAAAUUCACGCCCACUCACACCGCUAUCAAGUGACCCUGAAGAUUUUUCUGCCCUCACACCCGGCCAUUUCAUCACUGCUAGGCCACUCAUGGCCUUACCCGAGCCAUCCCUUGGCCAUCUAAACGAAACAACCCUCUCGAGAUGGCAACGUGUGCAAAACUUCUUGCAACAUAUUUGGAGCAGAUGGUCCAAGGAAUAUCUAGCCAAUCUGCAAACUCGCAAUAAAUGGAGCAAACAGCGAGACAAUCUGGUCGUCGGAACGAUGGUUUUGCUGCGAGAGGACAACGUACCUCCCCUGAAGUGGCUCAUUGGCAGAGUCAAAAUGGUUUACUUUGGAAACGACGGUAACGUACGAGUUGUCAAGGUCCAGACACAGAACGGAGAAUUCACCAGAGGCAUCGCGAAGAUUUGUAUUCUUCCAAUCUCCGACAACGUACCACCCCCACAAUCUACACGAUCAUCAGCUGAUGUGGAGGAUACAUCGCCAAAUACAGUCCACAAGGGUUCGGAUCUGCAUCAUACAAGUCAUCACCACCAUCAUCAUAUAAUCACCAAAGGUCGUCACACAGUCACCAUCCGUUUCCGUCGAUCGAGGGUCAAUCCAACAACGUGGGUCCAUUUCGCCAACUGCCAGCAUGGAGAGGAAAUGCUAAUUUUGAGAAAUCCGCCACAUUUUCACCGAUGUCAUCGUUAUCCGAUGGCCAACGAAGGCGCAGGGUGCGCCCGCGGAGGCGGACCGCCUCCGCGGUUCAGGGAAGUCGUUUUUUUAUUCUCUGGUCCCUCACCCCCCGACGCUGGCGGCGUGAGCAAGGCGGACGGCCUGUGCAAUCGUCGAUCAUCCCCAGGAUCCAACCGAGUCCACGAGCGAGGAAAAGGCGAAGGACGAGAGGAGGAAACCCUGACCACGAAGAAGGUGAACCCAGGCGCUAGAAGGUCCACGAACGUCAUCCGACGUUGGGUACCAUCAGAAGUUGGAAACACUCAAUUUGCGGUCCGCAAUUCGAGUCAGAUCAACGGAGAAGCCGAAAAAGU